AUGUCACUGCGGAUCUGCGAAGACUAUCAGCAUGAUGGCCACGGCUAUGAAAUGGCUGCAACCAUUUACCUUUUGCGACAUGCACACGAAGUUAUUGUGCAGCAAUCCGACGCCGGUGGACCCGUCUCACAUCAUUUUGUAGCCAUCUGGCUCAAGAUCACCAAUGCGACCCCGGAUCUCAAACUUCCAGAAAACCUCAACAGACCCACAGUAACAAGCGUGCAGGUCCUUGAUGACAAUGCGGUGACGACAUUUUCUUCUUUAAGAACUAAAAAAACUAUUCAACACUACAUCACUCGAAUUAAUGAGAAAUGUAAAUUUGAAAAGGAUGAAUUGGAUCCUGCCAGAGUUCUAUUCAAUUUCGUCAAACCUCCUCGGCUCAGAUACUCGAAGGAGAAGAAAUUCAAGAUAGAAAAAUGGACAACUCAUCUACUAGACGAUCCUAAAUAUAUUCCCUUGGAAGAUGUCACAGAUGAUUGUAGUAUGCUGUCUGCCGAAGAAAAUACCGAAGAUUUCAUCGACUCCAAUAGAAUAUUAAGCAAACUUACACUUGGGGACUUCAUUGGUAGCAAACCGCAGUCACACAAAAAGUGGGAAGUCUUCACGGCAAAUCAGAUGGAGAACAUUCAUUUGAGAUAUAAGGACUACACAACAAAGGCUGAUUAUCCUACCGUAGACGAAGAGAGCUACGAAGAUUUCGACUCGGUACAGGAUCAAACAGAACAAUUCCGUUAUCGAUCAAUAAAACCUCCCCAAGCAUCUCUACCGAAAUUUCACGGAGAUUCUGAAGAGUUCGCCGAAUACUGGGGGAUUUCCGAGACGCUAGUUCACAGAAGCAAAGAGCUAGAUGUCAUAGAAAAAAUACUGCUACUCAAGGAAAGCUUGAGAGGCAGAGCUCAGAUGCCAUAA
Molecule: messenger RNA, 909 nt
Organism: Necator americanus (New World hookworm)
Lineage: Eukaryota; Metazoa; Nematoda; Chromadorea; Rhabditida; Ancylostomatidae
Exons: 8
Coding region: 1-909 (302 amino acids)
Source: RefSeq, a predicted model, not a curated record